Messenger RNA from Aplosporella prunicola CBS 121167, 1203 nucleotides. RefSeq lists its product as uncharacterized. The record is from RefSeq and is a predicted model, not a curated record. Bases 1 to 1203 code for a protein of 400 amino acids. NCBI's taxonomy places the organism in Eukaryota, Fungi, Ascomycota, Dothideomycetes, Botryosphaeriales, Aplosporellaceae. Gene Ontology annotation, molecular function: oxidoreductase activity; FMN binding. The transcript is spliced from 7 exons.
AUGCCCGGACUCUUCAACCCCAUCACUAUCGGCGACUCUCUCGAGCUUCGCAACCGCAUCAAUAUGGGUGCUUUGACGCGGAACCGCUGCAUCAACCACAACAAACCCACCGAAGCUGUUGUUGCGCACUACGCAAUGAGAGCAAGAAACGGGCCUGGCUUGAUUGUAGGAGAAGGCACGUUCAUUUGCCCGCAGGGCUCUGAAUACCCGUAUGCUCCUGUCAUGUACAAGGAAGAACAUGCGAGAGCUUGGGAGAAGGUCACGGAUGCUGUCCAUCGGGAAGGAGGAACGAUGUUUUUUCAGGCGUGGCAUGCCGGGCGGCUUCAGCACGAAGACAUGCCGAUGCUUAAAGAGUCGGGCUUUCCUGUUCAAGUGCCGUCAAAUGUGCCGGCUCCUGGUGGGAAAUUUAGACUGCUGGAAGGGGUUCCUGGCUACAGUCACAACUUGACGGAGAUUAAGGAUCCGAAUGAGGUUGUCGAGCAAUACAAAAGUUCUGCGAGACUAGCAAAGUUGGCAGGCUUUGACGGGAUUGAGCUUGUUUCUCAAGGUGGAUACCUCCUUCACUCCUUCAUGAUGACCCACACAAACAAACGGAAGGACUCCUACGGAGGCUCCGUGAAGAACCGAUGCCGCAUCGUCCUGGAAAUCGUUGACGCGCUAUGCGAUAUUUGGGGGCCGCGUCGCAUCGGCAUCAAGAUCUGCCCCACCGACGACGUCAAUGAUUCCAUUGUCUCAUACAAAGAGCUCUCUGAGACUUACACAUAUCUCAUCAAAGAAAUUGUUGCCAGAGAGCUGGCAUAUGUCAACCUCACGCGCCGCGGCUGCGUGAAGAGCCGUGCCGAUGGUCUUGACGAGAUGAAAUUGCACCUGAGACCAGCGGGAAAAGAACUGCCGCCGGGAUAUGACCCAUUGAAGCAGUUUGGCCCGAUGAUUAAGUUUCCAGGAAGCAAGACGAAGCUCAUGGUCAAUUGGAACUUCUCCAUUGAGGCGGCGGACAAGCUCGUGAAGGAAUCAAAGAUCGAUAUGGUCGAGAUUGGUCUUCCCUUUGUUACAAAUCCGGACCUUGUUUCCCGUGCGAAAAACGGAAUACCUCUUGCUGAGAAUGAUCGGGGUGGAAAGGUUUACUAUGGGCCUUACAGUGACGUCAACGAGAACUACAAUGAUUGGCCUACAGCAGCUGAAGCUGUACCUGUGAAGCCAUGA